GGUGUGUGCUGGCAGCCAACCCGAGUCCACCCUGCUCUUUGUGGGUUGCCAGAAAACUGAUGAGCAAACGCUUCCGUUUCCAGGCUGUUCCCUCCCCUCUCCCGACACCUGCGACCCGAGCGGCGCUGGGAGCAAACUGGAGCCACUGGGGCAGCACUGAGCUGGAAGGCUGGAAAAAACCUGACCCACUGAAAAGUAAAACAAGUGAAAGAGGACUGGAGCGCGGCAAGGAACCAUCCUACGUGUGGGGAACGACCAGAGCACAGAGCAGCGGGUUUUUCCACACCUCCCGGGGGAGAUGAGCAUUUCGUCGGAGCACAAGCCCCUCGGGAAGCAGGUCACCGGUGUGCUGCACACGUUGUCACCGAUCGUGGAGUUAAAUGUCGGUGGGGAGAUGUACACGACGACGCUGAGCACCUUAAAGAAACACCCUGGCUCCAAGCUGGCUGAGAUGUUCACCGGCCAACCCAAACUCCGGACUGACUCCGAAGGGAGGUUCUUCAUCGACAGACCGGGCGUCUACUUCAAAUACAUCCUGGAGUACCUGCGGAGUAACCAAGUGCCCACCCAGUGCAUCCAGGACGUCUACAAGGAGGCAUUGUUCUACGACAUCGAACCUCUAAUUAAACAGCUAGAGGACUCCCCACAGAUCUUCGGGGAGCUGGUGGCGAGGAAGCAGUUCCUGGCCCGUGUCCCCAACUACAGCGAGAACAUCGAACUGAUGAUCCGCAUCGCCAGGGCAGAAGCGGUCGCAUCCCGCCGGUCCAGUGUCAUCGUGUGCGUGGUCAGAACUGAGGAGGACGCGGCCAGGUGUCAGGAUGCCCUGAACAGCUUGGAUAUGGAUAAAAAAUCCGUGGUGAAGUUUGGCCCCUGGAAGGCAGCGCCAAGUAUUUCUGACCUGCUGGACUGCAUUCAAAUGGAUGUCGGGGCCAAAGGGUACAAAAUAUCCUUUCAGCCCCACGUCGCUGAAAAAGGUUUCCGUGUCAAAUCACACGACUUCUUCUACAAGUUCCUGUUCACCUGGUGGUAGCAAAGUGCUGCCUUAGAUGGGGAAUGGAAGAAAGCAAUUAUUUAAAACAAAUUAACUUGGGCUGCAGAAACUAAGCUAUGGAUGACCAGAAGAAGAAAUGAAUGGCCCAACAAAAGGACCUCCUUUGGUCAUUUGCUAAAUUAACAAGCACUUAAGAGCCACCAUUUUGUUGGGCUUCAUGGGAUAACUAUACGAUUUAAAAGGUAUCAGGAAAAGGAGGAAUUUUACUCUCUCAGUGUUUCUAUUAGGUAAGUUCAGAGACCCAUAUCUGAAGGCCCAGGAAGUCUUGCUCAACCUAAGAGAACUUUAUAAUCCCGCAUAUGUCUCAGGGACACGUGGAGUUGGUCUCUCAGUGCAAAUGGGAACAGGUCACAUACGCACAAUUCCCGACGGAAUUGCUGACAGCUGCAUUAGCACAUGCUCAACUUUAAUUUGGAUCCUCAAUGCAAAAACAAAAGCUCUUCUCACUGCUUCCCACACCAGAACCGAGGUUAAAAAGAACUAUUUCUGUGUCCCAUGCUCUUUUCUUGUUACUCCAGUAGACAGCCUACUCUCUGGCCAAUGUAUUUAUUAGAAUUAUUUAUUAUUUAUUCUGAAGGAAAAACAUUGAACCUCAGCUAUGGUCCAGGGCCAACAAAAGGCAAAAAUGCCAUUGCUGGUCUGAGGAGUUUAUAACCUAAGGACACUCGCUCCUCUCACACGCCACACUAUUUCCAUCUUUUCCUUGUGACACCCAUUAUUAUUAUGAUAUUAUUUCUAAAUAUAUAACUUCUGGAAAAAUGGGGAAAACUCACUGUGAUUUGAUGGGAAGGAAGCGCUGCCGAAGCAAUGGCCUGGGACCUCAGUGCAAAUUCUCCUCCACAGAACAUGAGUUGGUUCCUACAUCAUGUUUUCAAAAUCUUAGUAUUCAAAAGUUUAUUUUUAUACUGGAGAUGGCUGUUAGCUUGGUUUUAAUCACUCUGAAAAUCAUAAUGGCUAAUUUGAUUAUGAUCAUAUUUCCUUUAUUUCUCAGAACAUGGAUUUCUUACAGUUAACGACAAUAAUCUCUGGAAUGUUAAAUAAAUAACUUUUUAAACCUC
Messenger RNA from Columba livia (rock pigeon), 2109 nucleotides. It is a transcript of the gene KCTD14, whose product is annotated as potassium channel tetramerization domain containing 14. The transcript is spliced from 2 exons. NCBI's taxonomy places the organism in Eukaryota, Metazoa, Chordata, Aves, Columbiformes, Columbidae. Gene Ontology annotation, molecular function: protein binding. The record is from RefSeq and is a predicted model, not a curated record. Gene Ontology annotation, biological process: protein homooligomerization. Bases 299 to 1030 code for a protein of 243 amino acids.